AUGGUGUACGGGCCGAGACCGAGUGUCUCCAGUAGCGUGAACUUCCUGGGUCAUCAUCGAUGCAUGUGUGAGAAGUGCAGUAUAGCAGAUCAAAGGCUAGACGAAGCCUUGAAGCAACAGUAUGAGUUGGAGGAAGUCGGAAAUCCGGCAAUUCGGUUAGGGUCCAACGAAGAUCGUAGAGCGCGUGAAAUCCUGGAAACUACAACAAAGAGAAAUGGAGAACGGUUUGAAACUGGACUACUCUGGAGGAGAGAUGAUGUGUGUCUUCCAGAAAGCUUCGAUAUGGCUAUGAAACGCUUGCGUAGUUUGGAAGCUCGGAUAAACCGUAACCCCGGAGUGCGAGAAAAUUUGGAAAAGCAGCUGGAAGAGUAUGUCACGAAAGGUUACGCUCAUCGUAUCACCAAGCGCGAAUUGGAAGAGACACCGCGGGGAAAGGAGUGGUAUCUGCCACUGAACUAUGUGGUACAUCAGAAGAAGCCAGACAAGGUACGAUUAGUGUGGGACGCAGCAGCGAAAGCUCACGGAGUCUCGCUUAAUGAUUGCCUGUUGAGAGGGCCAGAUAUGGUAACCUCAUUGCCAACGGUGAUAAAUGGGUUUCGUGAGAAACAUAUCGCGUUCGGAGGUGACAUCAGAGAAAUGUAUCACCAAGUGAAGAUUCGUUCGGAAGAUCAACAAGCUCAGCGUUUUCUGUUCCCAGGCCCCGAUGGAGAUGUACAAAUCUACGUUAUGGAUGUUGUAAUCUUUGGUGCAAGCUGCUCGCCGUGCUCUGCCCAGUACGUUAAAAAUUUGAAUGCGCGAGAGCAUUCUGAGGUGUAUCCGGAAGCUGCAAAUGCGAUCGUCCGAAAACACUACGUUGACGACUACUUCGACAGCACUGAAACUGAAGCAAAGGCGGUCAAGCUGGCGAAAGAAGUUAGGAAAGUGCACGCGAAUGGAGGUUUCGAGAUACGAAACUGGGUCAGUAACUCUGAAAAGUUUCUAGAGGCGCUAGGAAAGUCGAGAAAUGAGCUGAAGCCACUAGAAGUGAACAAAUCGAGUGAGACGGAACGGGUCUUAGGGAUGUUAUGGGACCCUAAAGGCGAUAAUUUCAUAUUCUCGACAGCGAUUCGGUCGGACCUCCAGCCAUAUAUUCAAGAGGGUGCUUGGCCCACGAAACGGAUAGUGCUAAAAUGUAUUGCGAGCAUGUUCGAUCCGAAACAAUUCUUGGCACCGCUCCUGAUACAAGGUCGAAUUUUCAUGCAGGACUUGUGGCGUAGCGGCAUAGGUUGGGACGACAAGGUCACGAAACCUCAUUACGAAAGGUGGAUACAGUGGACGCGGUUAUUCUAUCUAAUUGAAGCGAUUAAAGUUCCGCGAUGUUAUCUCGGUGGACUGAGUUCGACUGCAUAUGAGUCGGUGCAGUUGCAUGUAUUCACUGAUGCUGGAGAGGCAGCCUACGGAUGUGUUGCCUAUUUUAGAUUUGAGCAAGCAGGGGUCGUUCACUGCGCGUUCGUGGAGGCAAAGGCGAAAGUAGCACCAUUGGAGUAUCUUUCUACACCACGCAUGGAAUUAGAAGCAGCUACUCGCGGCGCAAGUUUGGUGAAGACAAUUUGUGAAGGUCAUUCCUUCCCAAUUUCAAAACGGUAUCUGUGGUGCGAUUCAGACACUGUGGUGUCGUGGGUUAAAUCCGAUCAACGAAAGUUUAAACCAUUCGUAGCGCACCGGAUAGGUAAGAUCCUGAGCUUAACAAACCCUGAAGAGUGGCGAUGGGUAGGAACAAAAGAAAAUCCCGCAGAUGAUCUUACAAAGUGGGGUAAGGAAACAGAGAUAAAGUCGCGUAGUCGAUGGUUCCUGGGACCAGAAUUUCUGUAUCAAGAUGAAUCAAAGUGGCCAAAACAGAAACGUGCCAUGGUGGAAAACACGGAAGAACUUCGCGCAAGUGUGCUGUUGCAUCACAUAUCGUUGCCUGGCGGGUUGGAGAAGAUGAUUGAGCGGGUUUCCCGGUGGACCGUGAUGGUUCGAACUGUCGCAACGAUGUACCGUUUUGUAUCCAACUGUCGUCGACGGAAGAUGAAGAUGGAGAUCGAGGUGUUACCAAUCGUUGUAAAGCGAACGAAGGGUGCAGCUCUCCCAGCUACUGUGAUACCCUUGCGGCAGGAGGAGUAUGAACUAGCAGAGACAUUGUUGUGGAGAAUUAUGCAGGCAGAGGCAUUUGCGGACGAAAUGAAAACACUUGUGAAAAACAAGGAUUCACCUGCAAACCAGGAGCUACUGUUAGAGAAAUCGAGCCCGAUAUACCGUUUAUCACCAUUUUUGGAUGAGGAUAAUGUGUUGAGGAUGGAAGGCCGAACCGAAGCGGCUGACUAUGUGGCAUUUGAUGUCAGAUUUCCAAUUAUCCUGCCAAAGAAUCACGCUGCAACAAGAAAGUUGGUCAUGCAUUACCAUCGACAAUAUGGCCAUGGUAGUAGAGAAACAGUUGUCAAUGAGCUUCGGCAGCGCUACUAUAUUCCAUGCGUACGCGCGUUAGUCGAUCAAGUAAUGCGUGAGUGCACGUGGUGUAAGGUUCGCAAAUCGAAACCUACUGUACCCAGAAUGGCACCACUACCAGGACAGCGUUUGGCGGCAAGACUCGAUCCGUUUUCGAAUGUAGGAAUUGACUAUUUCGGCCCGAUAGAAGUGAGUGUAGGGCGAAGGAAAGAAAAACGAUGGGUUGCACUUUUCACGUGUUUAACCGUUCGUGCCGUGCAUCUGGAGGUGGCGUACAGCUUAACAACGGAGUCGUGCAAAAUGGCGAUUAGAAGAUUUGUAAAACGGCGUGGCAGCCCAAGAGAGAUCUUUUCUGACAAUGGCACGAAUUUUGUCGGAGCCAAUAGAGAGUUGUUGAAAGAAAUCAAUAUAGCAUGCGCCGACACAUUCACUGGAGCGAAAACUCGAUGGUCAUUCAACCCCCCUUCGGCGCCACACAUGGGAGGCGCGUGGGAGAGGAUGGUACGCUCAGUAAAGGAAGCGAUGGAUAUCUUUAUUGACGGGCAGAAGCUGACGGAUGAGGUGUUGUAUACAGCUUUGAUUGAAGCUGAAAACUUAAUUAACUCUCGACCAAUCACUUAUGUGUCGACUAAUGUUAAGGAAGAUAAAGAGGCAUUGACACCGAAUCACUUCUUGCGUGGCUGUUCAUCGGUAGAAUGUUUGCCAUCGAGGAACCCGGAAAGGUUAGCUGAGACGCUGCGGAGUAGCUACAGUAAAGCUCAACAGCUAGCAGACGGUUUUUGGGAGCGUUGGCAGCAUGAGUACCUGCCGACUUUGAACAAACGAUCAAAAUGGUUUGUAGACCAGAGAAACGUGGCGAUCGGGGAUUUAGUAUUUGUUGCUGAUGGAGAGAAGCGUAAUACUUGGGAGCGAGGAAUAGUGACGAAGGUGCUAGCUGGUACUGAUGGAAGAAUUCGUUCUGCUUCCGUAAGGACUAGUAGAGGCGAGAAACUUCGACCAGUGUCAAGGCUGGCAGUCUUGGAAGUGGAGAUGGAGCAGAGUAAACCAGUACUGCCGCCGAGUGAAGCAGUGACAGGGUUUACGGGCGAGGGUAUGUUGAAUGUACACCCAGUUGCGAAGGGGGGGUCCAUCCAAACUCCAGUUGCGAAGGGGCGCAAGAUUAGCCACGAAACGGCACGAUAG
This is a messenger RNA of Wyeomyia smithii (pitcher-plant mosquito), 3648 nucleotides long. RefSeq lists its product as uncharacterized. Lineage: Eukaryota; Metazoa; Arthropoda; Insecta; Diptera; Culicidae. The transcript has a single exon. Gene Ontology annotation, molecular function: nucleic acid binding. Gene Ontology annotation, biological process: DNA integration. The coding region runs from base 1 to 3648 and encodes 1215 amino acids. The record is from RefSeq and is a predicted model, not a curated record.